AUGAAAUCUCCAAGUUCUUAAUUUGAUUCAAAACUAUUUACUUAUUAAAUAAUUAAAGAUAAUUCAAUUAAGAAAGACUAGUAUUGCUUUGUAAUUGCAAUUAAAGAGGAUUGUUCAAUUGUAGCAGUUGGUUGUUAUAACCAAAUAAAAAUAUAUGAAUUCAAAUUGGGCAUGAUAAAAUAAAUUCAAACCUUAUAUUAACACAAUAACGAAGUAUUCACUUUGAAUUUCAUGAAAAAAUCAAAUUAAUUAAUCUCUGGAGAUAGUGGUGGAUCUAUUUUAAUUUGGUCAAGCCAUGAUAAUUGUUAAUGGAAUUGCUCAUAAAUAAUUAAAGAACAUAGUCAUUAUAUCAAUUGUUUAAUUUUGAAUAACAAUGAAGAUCUUUUUAUUUCUAGCAGUUCAGAUAAUACAAUUAAGUUUUGGAUUAAACAAAAUGAAUGGACUUGUUAAUAAACAAUCACUGAUCACACUAGUUAUGUUUUUUAACUAUGUUUAAACGAGCAACAAGAUAAAGUUAUUUCUUGUGGAUAAGAUAAUAGAAUAUUAGUAAUUGAGUAUUCUGAAUAAAGUAAAAUGUGGAUUGUUAUAUAAAAUAUAAAAGUUGAUUAACAAGGAUAUCGAUUAUGUUUUAUCAACGAUGAUUUAUUCACAUUUCAGCCAAGAUAUGGCAACAUGAUGCAUGUUUAUGAGAUGAAUAGUGUCAGCAAAUAGUUCACUAAAACAAAAAAUAUUACUAUAAAUUAAGGUACUGAUUAUUGGCAAUUAUUUUCAUAAUAGUUUAUUAAAGAAAAAUAGAUAUUAGUGAAUAAGCAUAAAUAAUGUGUCAAUUUAAUAAGAAAGACAGAAAAUAAUGGGUUUAACGUUGAGUAAUCCAUUCAAUUUAAUACUCUUUCUAUAUUUGGAUAAUUGAGCAAUGAUGGUCAGUAUUUAAUAACUUGGGAUGAUUAAUCUAAAGAAAUUUAAAUUCGAGAAUAUCAACCACUAUGA
Paramecium octaurelia is the source of this 987-nucleotide messenger RNA. Lineage: Eukaryota; Ciliophora; Oligohymenophorea; Peniculida; Parameciidae. The record is from the annotation of a GenBank genome assembly.